AUGACAGUGGAUAUGGAGCCCCAACUGCGAGAGGAAACUGGCCGACGAGAGGAAGAUGGCAGUGGAGAAGCCACCGCCAAACCUCUGCCAAUGAGAAGAGGCUUCAAGUUCUGGACCAUCAUCUUUGCGCUCUGUGUGACUGGUCUCCUGGGGGCACUUGAGAAUACAGUGGUUUCGACUUCAAUGCCAACAAUCGUGGAGGACCUGAACAUUGGCGAAAACUAUAUCUGGAUCACGAAUGCUUUUUUCCUAACCAGUGCAGCGGUUCAGCCCCUAUUUGGCCAGCUGGCGAAUGUCUUUGGUCGUCGAUGGUUAACAAUGUUUAUCGUCGCCGUCUUCACCCUGGGAAGCGGCAUCUGUGGUGGCGCAAAUAGCGCGAACAUGCUCAUCAUUGGACGCGCCGUUCAAGGGAUUGGAAGUGGUGGCAUCAACAUGAUCGUCGAUGUCAUCGUAUCGGAUCUUGUUCCAUUACGUGAGCGCGGAAACUUCAUCGCCAUCGUGCUCACCGUGUAUUCUAUUGGCAGCUCUAUGGGCCCGUUUGUAGGUGGAAUAAUUGUCCAACGAACCACUUGGAGAUGGGUCUUUUAUAUCAACCUGCCUGUUGGCGGGUUUUCGCUGGUGCUUCUGUUCCUGUUUCUACACACUCACUAUCAGCGCGAUACCACCUUUUCCCAGAAAAUUAAGCGCAUCGACUAUAUCGGCAAUGUCCUCAUCAUGGGGGCUACAGCAGCGGUGCUCUGCGCAUUGACAUACGGGGGCUCACGCUAUGCAUGGAGCUCGUGGCGGAUUAUCGUGCCGUUGGUGCUGGGACUUGCAGGGCUAGUUUUGUUUAUGGUCUUCGAACAAUCCAAGUUCUGUUACGAGCCCGUGGUACCACCCCGCCUAUUCAAGAAUCGAACCUCACUCGUGGUCUUCAUCAACACAUUCUUGUUCACAGUUCUUCUCUACUGGGUGCUGUUCUUCAUUCCGGUUUAUUUCCAGGCCAUUUUGGGGUCUUCGCCAGCCCGAGCAGGCGUUCAAAUGCUUCCUAUCACCCUCGUUGCGAUUCCUGGCGCCAUAAUUGCAGUUAUAAUCCUCUCAAAGUUUGGAAAGUACAAAGCCCUCCACCUGGCUGGUUUUGUCAUCCUCACACUGGGUAUGGGCCUGUUUGCCCACCUCGACCGCUUUUCCUCCGAUGCGGAAUGGAUCGUUUUUCAAAUCAUCGCCGCGCUGGGAUCUGGAAUGAUCCUGAACACCUUGCUUCCUGCCUUCCAGGCCCCUCUUGCUGAGUCGGACCAGGCGGCAGCCACGGCAAGCUGGGCAUUUAUGCGGAGCUUUGGCAAUAUAUGGGGCGUGGCUAUUCCCGCUAGCAUAUUCAACAAUCAGUUUGACAAAUAUGCAUCUCGUAUUUCAGAUGCUACUGUGCGACAAAUACUCUCCAACGGUCACGCCUACCAGCACGCGUCCAAUACAUUCAUUGACAGCCUAAGUGACUCGGUGAAGGACGAAGUUAUCGGGGUAUUUUCUGACUCCCUCAAGCUUGUCUGGGAGAUAUCGAUUGCUUUCUGUGGUCUUGCUUGUAUAUUGGUGUUUCUUGAAAAAGAGGUGCCUUUGCGAAAAGAGCUUGAGACAGAUUAUGGCAUGACAGAAAAGGACAAUAUUCAGGCAAAGCAGGGAGAUAUUCCCGAUGCUGAAAAGGCAGGCUCAGAGAAAUCACACACUUAA
Messenger RNA from Penicillium hordei, 1704 nucleotides. RefSeq names its product MDR family MFS transporter. NCBI's taxonomy places the organism in Eukaryota, Fungi, Ascomycota, Eurotiomycetes, Eurotiales, Aspergillaceae. Bases 1 to 1704 code for a protein of 567 amino acids. The transcript has 2 exons. The record is from RefSeq and is a predicted model, not a curated record. Gene Ontology annotation, molecular function: transmembrane transporter activity. Gene Ontology annotation, biological process: transmembrane transport.